Molecule: messenger RNA, 661 nt
Organism: Eurypyga helias (sunbittern)
Lineage: Eukaryota; Metazoa; Chordata; Aves; Eurypygiformes; Eurypygidae
Gene: GRPEL1
Product: GrpE-like 1, mitochondrial (E. coli)
Exons: 3
Biological process (GO): protein import into mitochondrial matrix; protein folding
Cellular component (GO): PAM complex, Tim23 associated import motor
Molecular function (GO): protein-folding chaperone binding; protein homodimerization activity; adenyl-nucleotide exchange factor activity
Source: RefSeq, a predicted model, not a curated record
GACUUCGCCACGGCUGCUUUGUGUAGCGACACAACAGAAAAAUACUGGCCAGAACUUGGAAGAGGACCACAGUCAGAGCCAAAAUGAACAGAAGGUUGAACCCAGCUCUACUGAAAAAAAUUUAACUGAAGAAAAGGCCAAACUGGAAGAACAACUAAAAGAGGUUAGGGACAAGUACAAGCGUGCCUUGGCAGAUGCGGAAAAUGUGAGGCAAAGAAGCCAGAAGCUGGUGGAAGAGGCAAAGUUAUACGGGAUUCAGAGCUUCUGUAAGGACUUACUGGAAGUUGCAGACAUUUUGGAGAAAGCAACAGAAAGUGUUCCGAAAGAAGAAAUCAAAGAUGAAAAUCCUCACCUGAAGAGCUUAUAUGAAGGUCUUGUUAUGACAGAAGUACAGAUUCAAAAAGUGUUUAAAAAACAUGGCCUGCUCAGACUGAAUCCUGUCGGAGCCAAGUUCGAUCCCUAUGAACAUGAAGCAUUGUUCCAUGCUCCCAUGGAAGGGAAGGAGCCUGGCACCAUUGCAUUAGUAUCCAAGAUUGGCUACAAGCUGCAUGGGCGUACGCUGCGGCCUGCCUUGGUGGGUGUCGUGAAGGACGCUUAGCUGCUUCAUCUGAGAAUUCAAAAUGCCAUACAACUAUUAAGCAGCUGGAUGGUUUUUCCCUUA